Malassezia japonica is the source of this 432-nucleotide messenger RNA. RefSeq names its product Translation initiation factor 1A (gene TIF11). The transcript has a single exon. The coding region runs from base 1 to 432 and encodes 143 amino acids. The record is from RefSeq and is a predicted model, not a curated record. Gene Ontology annotation, molecular function: RNA binding; translation initiation factor activity. Lineage: Eukaryota; Fungi; Basidiomycota; Malasseziomycetes; Malasseziales; Malasseziaceae. Gene Ontology annotation, biological process: translational initiation. Gene Ontology annotation, cellular component: cytoplasm.
AUGCCCAAAGCGAAAGGCAAGGGUGGCAAGAACCGCCGUCGCGGAAAGAACGACGGUGACGACAAGCGUGAGCUGGUUUUCAAGGAUGAGAGCCAGGAAUACGCCCAGGUCGUGAGGAUGCUUGGUAACGGCCGUCUCGAAGCACUGUGCUUUGACGGCGAGAAGCGUCUCGCGCAUAUUCGCGGCAAGCUGCGCAAGAAGGUGUGGAUCAACAACGGUGACAUUAUCCUCCUAUCCCUCCGUGAGUUUGAGGACGGUAAGGCGGAUGUCAUCCAAAAAUACUCGCCCGACGAGGCCCGCUCGCUCAAGCAGUACGGCGAACUGCCCGAGACGACCAAGAUCAACGAAGAGGCCCUGGGUGACGAUGAGGGCGGCGACGUCGAAUUCCAGGAGGUGAGCGACGAGGAGGACGAGGACCUCGACGACCUCUAG